Miniopterus natalensis is the source of this 579-nucleotide messenger RNA. RefSeq names its product histone H4. Gene Ontology annotation, molecular function: structural constituent of chromatin; DNA binding; protein heterodimerization activity. The record is from RefSeq and is a predicted model, not a curated record. Lineage: Eukaryota; Metazoa; Chordata; Mammalia; Chiroptera; Miniopteridae. Gene Ontology annotation, cellular component: nucleosome.
UACGGCAGACACUCCUGUUGAGAAUCUAUUUUCUAAAUACCAGAAAAAUUUCCCUACCCCCGGGUUACUAGAGGCUCUAGAAACAAGGGCGGGGACGCGGGGCGGUUUCCCGCCUUUUCCGGUCUGUUCCAAACGAGGUCCGCCCACUUGUUACUUAAGAGGCUGCAGCGGGCGGUGUGGGGACAAACGGCGCAGAGUCUCCUCGUCCGUCAUGUCUGGUCGCGGCAAAGGCGGGAAGGGCCUCGGGAAGGGCGGCGCCAAGCGCCACCGCAAGGUGCUGCGCGACAACAUCCAGGGCAUCACCAAGCCCGCCAUCCGGCGCCUGGCGCGGCGCGGCGGCGUCAAGCGCAUCUCCGGGCUCAUCUACGAGGAGACCCGCGGGGUGCUCAAGGUGUUCCUGGAGAACGUGAUCCGCGACGCCGUCACCUACACGGAGCACGCCAAGCGCAAGACGGUCACGGCCAUGGACGUGGUCUACGCGCUCAAGCGCCAGGGCCGCACCCUCUACGGCUUCGGCGGCUGAGCCCCCGCGUCCACCAGCCAAACAUUUUCACCACCAAAGGCCCUUUUCAGGGCCAC